This is a messenger RNA of Camellia sinensis, 1756 nucleotides long. The record is from RefSeq and is a predicted model, not a curated record. Lineage: Eukaryota; Viridiplantae; Streptophyta; Magnoliopsida; Ericales; Theaceae.
GGUUAGAAUAAAAGUAAAAUUGCGGAGAUCAUGUAUAUGCCGGGUCUUUACCACAAAUGUUUUCAAGUUUGGGGUUUCUCGAAUCAGAACCAAUCGAAAUUCUUCCUGACAAAACAAUAAUAAUAUGAUCUUCAAUUUUACCUCUCUCUAUCUCUUGUUUCAUUGCACACCAUUUUCUUCCAUUUCUCUCUCUCCGAAAACCCUAAUUUCAACUCGCCGUCUAUCUCGCUCUUUCUCUCUCUUACACCAACAAGAUCAGUACGCGAAAUCUGAGACGGGUUUUAAAAAUUUGUGACGAAUUCAGCUUUGAUGAUCGGUGUAGAUUGGAAUUUCAUACCAAAGAUUGAAUUCUUGUCAACUUUUAUUGUUGUUUUAUAGUGUGAUUGUUAAUCGAGGCAAAGUCGAUUGUUGUACACAUGUAGAGAACGAUGGAAGCUAACUUGUGUGACAUUAAUCACUUGAACUCCGAUGUCCUUUUGCCUCCUCGAAAGCGGCUUCUUGCCGGAUUGAAGAAACAGAAUUUCGAUGGCAAUUCUCAUCAGCCAUCGACUUCCACUACUUCUAGUGAAUUUGAUACCCGUCUAAACAAUUUAUUGAGAUCUCAUUUGAAUAAUCCCAAUCUUUCACCUGAGGAGAUUGUGGAGGCUUCAAGAUCAGCAGCUGCAGCUGCUGUUAAAGUCGCGGAGGCUGCAAGAGCUGCGGCUGAAGAGAAAGCUGCAAUGGCAGCAAAGGCAGUUGCUGCAGCCAAGAGUGCUUUAGAAUUGGUUGCUGCUGUUUCUGAGGAAUCAUCAGCCAGCAGAGAAAGAUACUCGAAGAAGAACAAGAUGAAGAAGCAUAUUCCUGUUCAGACGCUGUACAAUAAGCAUAAACCUAUUCAGAAUUGCAGGACUGAUGAGGAGUUAGCCCGUAAGUUGCAUCAAGCCAUUAACAGCUCCCCUAGAAUUUCGAAGCACUCAUCAACUUCUGAAUUGAAGGGUAACAAACAUAAGAGACUGAAAGGGUUGUCUACUCCCGAAAAGUCUAGGGUUUCAAAUGGAGGUAUAGCACAGGAAAGAAACACUCCUUCCAUGAGCAAUGGGAAUGGUGUAACAAGAAAGGUGAAUUCAGAAGGUUCCAGCCAUGAAGCAUAUGCAGUUAGAGUAGAUGAAAAUGUAUCAAAACUCAAUAAAUUAGAUCGGUUAAAGAUGGAUAAUGGGGAAGCAGAGACAAGCCGCUUAAAGGAAAAAAAUUUGGAAUCAUCAGAUGAAGCGUGUAGCAUUGGUAGAAAGAGGGGAAGAAUGAAGCAGAAAAAGUUGCCGUUAAGCAUUUGUACCUUUAGGGAUCGAUCAAACCCAAAGGAAGAGCUGAAAUCUAAGAGCUCUCCAUUGACUGCGGAGAACACAAGGAAAACCACUUCAAACAGUAUCACCCUGGUUCCUGUAGAGCCUUCAGUUGGGACAACAUCAAUGUGGAAGUGCAAAGCAUUCAAGGCACCUGUGUGUGUUAAACAAAACAAAGUCGUGCAGUCAUGAUGUUCAUAUCCUGCUGCCCUAAUAAACAGCUCUUAUGAUAGAAAUUGUUGGCUUAAGGUAGGAUUCAUUUAUGCUUUUUCUUAUACAUAUGGCCUUUUUGUUGUUUUAUCUUUUUUGGCUUGUCCGUGGCACUGUAAUGAUUUUGAACUCGCUUAAAUGUAUAUUUACUGUUUCAUUGCUCUCACCUUUGCAUCACAUCUAAGUAUGUUGCCUGUCUCUUUAUUUGGCAACAAACCAAGCAAAUA